Molecule: messenger RNA, 3358 nt
Organism: Poecile atricapillus (Black-capped chickadee)
Lineage: Eukaryota; Metazoa; Chordata; Aves; Passeriformes; Paridae
Gene: ITGAM
Product: integrin subunit alpha M
Exons: 26
Coding region: 25-3207 (1060 amino acids)
Biological process (GO): cell-cell adhesion; cell adhesion mediated by integrin; cell-matrix adhesion
Cellular component (GO): external side of plasma membrane; integrin complex
Molecular function (GO): integrin binding
Source: RefSeq, a predicted model, not a curated record
UUCUCGGGUUCCGGGGGAGCCGCGAUGGCGCCGGGGACGCUCCUGGUGGCGAUGGCGGCGCUGGGGACAGCGCUGAGCUCCUGCGGGUUGGACCUGGAGACCCCGCGGCUGUUCCGGGGUGACCCCGGCGGAGCUUUCGGCGCCAGCGUGGCCCAGCUCGGCACCGGCGACGACGGAUGGCUCCUGGUGGGGGCCCCUCUGGAACGCGGCGGCUCCGACACCGCGCCGUUUACGGCUGCGGGCUUCCGCUCCGGAACCUGCCGGAAACUUCCGCUCCAAGGACCACCCGGAGCGGUCAAUUCCUCGCUGGGGUUGGCGUUGGCGGCCGGAGAAGACGCGGCCUUGGUGUGUGGCCCCACCUCCCCCCAGGUGUGCGGGGUCAAUGUCCACCUCAACGGCUUCUGCGUCCAGCUGGACUCCGCCCUGCGGCCGGUCCGGAACCUUCCGGAGAAAUUCCCAGAGUGUCCGAAGCCCUCGCUGGACAUCGCCUUCCUGGUGGACGGCUCGGGCAGCAUCGGCCGCGGGGACUUUGAGACCAUGAAGAUCUUCAUCGCCGCGGUCAUCCGGCGCUUCCGCCACGCCGACGUCCAGUUCUCCCUCACCCAGUUCUCGGACAAGAUCCGGACCCACUUUGACUUCGGGACCUUCCGGAACCUUCCGGACCCCGCGCGGCUCCUCAGGAACGUCCGGCAGCUCGGCGGCUCCACCUACACGGCUACGGCCAUCCUGACCGUGCUGCAGGAGAUGUUCGUGGCUGACCGCGGCGCUCGGGCCGGCGCCCGGCGGAUCCUGGUGGUGGUGACCGAUGGUCAGAAGUUCGGGGACAGCCGGGACUAUCCAGAGGUCAUCUCCAAGGCCGAAGCCAUGGCGGUCACUCGCUACGCCAUCGGGGUGGGCCGGGCGUUCCAGUCCCCCUCAGCCCAUCAGGAGCUCCUGGACGUGGCCUCCAGCCCCGCCCACGUUUUCCGGGUCGACUCCUUCGGGGCCCUGGAGGGGAUCCAGAGCGAGCUCCAGGAGAAGAUCUUCGCCAUCGAGGGUACGAGCUCCGCCCUCAGCAGCUCCUUCCAGCUGGAGAUGGCCCAGGAGGGAUUCAGCGCCACCCUGACCCCUGCCGGUCCGGCCCUGGGAGCCGUCGGCGCCUUCGAUUGGUCCGGAGGGGUCCUGGUCUACGGCGGGGGAGGGGCGGCCACCUUCAUCAACGGCUCCGGGCCACACCUGGGCACACCUGGGGGACACCUGGGGACACCUGGAGCACACCUGGGCACACCUGGGGGACACCUGGGGACACCUGGAGGACACCUGGGCACACCUGGAGGACACCUGGGGACACCUGGAGCACACCUGGGCACACCUGGAGCACACCUGGGCACACCUGGAGGACACCUGGGGACACCUGGGGGACACCUGGACGGCGUCGGGGACAUGAGGGACGCUUACCUGGGGUACUCGGCCGUGGCCGUACCUUGGGGUCACUCCUGGGCUCUGGUCCUGGGCGCUCCCAGGUGGGGUCACCUGGGCAGGGUCAUCGUCCUCUCCGGCCACACCUGGACACUGCAGGCCCAGGCCACCGGCCGGCAGGUGGGCUCCUAUUUCGGGGCGUCGCUCCUGGCCCUGGAGCCCCGCCCAGGUGAGCCCAGCCCAGGUGAGCCCCGCCCAGGUGAGCCCAGCCCAGGUGAGCUCAGCCCAGGUGAGCCCAGCCCAGGUGAGCCCAGCCCAGGUGAGCCCCGCCCAGGUGAGCCCCUGCGGAUCCUGGUGGGGGCGCCCCUGUUCUACGGGGGGGGCAGCGGUGGACGAGUGGAGCUGUGCGAGCUGCAGGGCUCUCACCUGCGCUGUCACCUGUCCCUGCGGGGCUCACCUGGGCAGCCCCUGGGCCGCUUCGGGGCCAGCCUGGCUCACCUGGGCGACCUGGACGGGGACACCUGGCCCGAGGUGGCCGUGGGGGCUCCCCUGGAGGACGACGGGGGCGGAGCCGUUUACCUGUUCAGGGGCGCACCUGGAGGGGUCAGCGCCGAGGGAGCACAGCGCAUUCCGGGCUCCAGGUUCCCGUCCCAGCCCCGAUUUUUCGGCCAAUCCCUGAGCGGCGGCCGCGACCUGAGCGGGGAUCACCUGCCCGACCUGGCCGUGGGGGCGCGGGGACAGGUGCUGCUGCUCAGGUCCCCACCCCUGCUCCAGGUGCGUCUCUCGCUCACCUUCGAGCCCCAGGUGAUUCCGGCCGCGGUUUCCGAGUGUCCCGAGGAGGGGGAGGAGCCUCGGGCUCACCUGGCGCGGGCGCGGCCUCUGCUUCACCUGCGCCAACGCAGCCGGGACAGCUUCGGUUCCGAGCUCUCUCUCUCUCUCCACUUCCGGGCCGAGCUCGAUCCCGGGAGGCUCCGGAGCCGCGGAAUUUUCGCUUCCGGAACCUUCCAGAACGGGAGCCUCCGGAUGGGGGAGGGGCGGAGCUGCCGCAGCCUCGAGAUCUUCUCCAAGGGCUGCCCCCAGGACACUUUGACCCCCCUGACCCUUCGGGUGACCCUCAGCGGCGUCGGGGACCCUCUGGAAGCGGCCGGGGGGCUCCGGCCACAGCUCGGACCCGACUCGGACACGGCCGUGACGGCCUCGCUCCCGUUCGAGCACGACUGCGGCCCCGAUAAUUCCUGCCAGGACGAGCUCCACGUCGGCCUCAGAUUGGAGGGGCCGGGGGUGCUGGUGGUGGGGGAUGGGGACGCCCUGGGGGUGACGGUGACGGUGACGAACCGGGGCGAGAGCUCCUUCGGGCCGGCGGUGACGCUGGGACACCCCGAGGGGCUGAGCUACAGGAAGGUGGAGGUGAUAGAGGCCCCUCGUCGCUCUGUCACCGUCCGUUGUCACUCGGAGGCUCCGGAGGGGCGGGGUCACCUCACGCUGUGCCAGGUGCAGCCGCCGCUGCUGCGGGCGGGGGCCCAGGUGAUUUUCAGGGUCACUCUGGACGUUCCCCCCCAGGUGGAGCUCGGGGACAGCCUGGAGGUGACGGCCGAGGCCACCAGCUCCAAUCCAGGUGCGCCGGGCUCAGGUGGGCGGAGCCAACGCGCGACGAUCCCGGUCAGGUACCAGGUGUUCCUCGUGCUGGCCAGCUCCCCGGACUCCACCCGUUACCUGAACGUCACUUCCGGCUCCGCCCCUCCCCCCCCCCGCCCCCCUCACCCACCGCUACCAGGUGAAGGUGUUGGGGGGGCGGGGCCUGGAUGCUGACGUCACCUUUUGGGUCCCCACCCACCUGGGCCAGGUGAGGCUGUGGGAGGAGCUGGAGGUCACAGCUGAGCAGGCGGAGCCGCGGUGCCGGGAGGGCCCCGAACACCCCGGGAACAGCCGGGAACAGCCGGAGCUGGAACAGCCGGAACUG